AUGGGUUCCUCUUCCAAGACCCAAGUCUACGGCUCGACCUACGGUGGCGCCUCGGGCUCGACGACCCCCUCGUCGUCAUCCGCCGUCGGCAGCUUGCUUCGACGGGCUGGCUCUGCGAGUGCGAGCGUGGGCGCGGGCAGUUCGUCGAGGCACCAGGCCCGAUUAGGCGUCACGACAGACUAUCUCGACCUCAGCUUGCACUCAGCCUGUGCGAAUGGCAACGUUGGUACGUUCUCACGCCUUUUUCUCUCUUGCUUGCGAUCCUGCGGGUGGGGCUACCACGACUUGUGCCAUCUCCUCUUCACGAUCAACUCGAUCGUCGAUUUAGCCGUGGGCGGGCUUGCUGGCUUUGAGCCUCGGCCCGAUUCGUUCAGAUUCCGCGCCCCGGCGCCGCGCGCGUGCCCCUCACCGCCCCGCCGCCGCUGGCCACUUGGAUGAGGUGUGCCUGGCCCACGGAACGGAAAACCCACAUUGCUUGAUCGUUUCGGAGUUCGUCGUCGGAGCUCGAUCGGUUCCCGCGGGUCGUAGCUGGAAAUCUUCACCACGACUCAUGAGCUACCCGUCACAGCAUCGGCGAUUCUUCACGACGAUCCGGCGGCUCCGAUGGUCGACUGGUCAUUGCUGGUCAUACACCGUGCAUGACUCGCAUGGUCCUUCGGCGCGGCGGAACCCCCCCGUCUCGAUCACCGAGCUUGAGCCCCGUGAGACGAGCGUUGACCAUUCCUUCUUUUCCGCCGCGCGUCUUUUUGUAUAUACCCGUACAGGCCUCGUCAAGUACGCUCUACAACAUGGUCAACCCGUCAACUCGGUGCUCAAUGGCGUACUGCCCCUGCACGCAGCCGCGAGCUCGGGCAACGAGCAGAUCGUUCGGAUGCUCAUUGCAGCUGGCGCCGAUGUCAACUCACCGAGGUCCGCUCUUUGCCUUGCAAAUCACGCGCUGAUGGAUCAUCUCACUGACGCCCGCUUUCCCAUCUCGAACAGGCUUCCAAGACGGUACAGCAAUGAAAAGACUCGAUCGUCUGGGAUCGCAGUCGGCACGGCCGGAUCGACACCGCUCCACUUUGCUGCUGCAAACGGCCAUGCGGGCGUCAUCGAGAUCCUGUUGCAGUACGGCGCCAAGCCGAACGCACUCGAAAAGUACGACCUUACACCCGAGAUGAUCGCCCAACAGAAAGGGCAUCUCGAGGCGGCGCAACUGUUGCAUGAAUGGUCUGAGGGCUUUGAGGACGAUACUCUUUCCAUCAACCAGGGCAAGGUAUCGUCGUCGUCGUCGAGUUUGAGAUCGAGUCUGAGCAAGAAGCGACUGCAUCCGAGACGGAGUUUGGAUGCGCUCGCCGUGAGCUUGCAGCAGCACGCGUCGAACCCACAUCUAUUGCUAGCGCAGCGACCACCCAACGCCGCCGCGUCGAUGUCGUUGCAUACGAUCGGCGGUCAGAGUCCCAUCUCUGCGGGCGGGACUGGUGAAGGGCCCAAGUCAUCAGGGAGCAAGAUGUUGAUCGCCAACCACCCCAUACACGAGUCACACUCGGCGAGACGGCCGAGCCUCCCAAGCGUGUUCGAAAAGGCUGCUCGUCCGACGGCGGCGCUCAAGCAUGCCCUCGGACUCGGUUACCGGGGCCCCUCGGACGGACCUUCGGGACGUGUGCUCCGUAAAAGCAGUAGCAAGAGCAAUCUCUCGGCCUCGGUGUGGGGAAAAGAUCCUCAUGGGGACUUUAUCGAGGACGAGGAAGAUCUCUGCGAGUUUGGGACGGAAGCCGACGAGGUCGAAAACGAGGAUGUGCCAAUGCGGAGGAAGAGCGAAGAACUUACCAGAUCUCACUCAAAGCGCGAUUCGAUGGGGAGCUUGACGAGCAUUAGCGAAACGCCGGCGACUGCGCCUCCUACAAAGACGACUUUCGCUCCUGACCAUAUGAUGGGUCCACCCGCACCCCCACCUGCGUCGCUGUCGAGAUCGGGCUCCAUCUCCACCGCGAGUGCAGCGUCCUUUUAUCGACCUCGGCAUUCGUCCCAGCUCAGUGGUCGGGUCGUCUCGUCCACGCCUCAGUCGCCUCAGUCGUCGUCCUCCAAUGUUCAGGUCUUUAUCGAUGACGAGGACGAAGCUACACCGGUCAACUCGACGCUGAGGCAGCGAAGUCUUACGGCUGGCUCUCCAUCGAGUCGUGGCCCCCCACUCGUGGCACCAGCUGGGCGGCGGCGCGAGACGAGCGCGACGAGCAGUCAGUUUUCACUACAUACCCCGCCCCAGUCCCAGAUUCCCUCGGGCAUCGUCACGCCCGACUCGCUGCUCACUUCAUCGAGACCGACGAGUGACGAUGGAGCGAGCGGCAGUACUUCGAGCCGUACGAGGAGCAGGGGUGAGACGCACGUGCCUUCGAGCAUUGGGUCGAGGACGACAGUUGAGCCUGCACGGCGUGGAGCUGGAUUCGUCGUGCGCAAUCGGACCGAUAGCGCGAGCUCGACCGCAUCUUCGGCGUUAUCGCGUCGUCACUUGUCGACGAAGCUUGCGGGUCUGAAUGUCAACGAGUCGCAGCGUCGGACUGUGCCGACUUCACCUUCGUUGGCACCCGAGCCGAUUGUCAAAAAGGCCGAGACACGCACCAGCCGCAGCAACUCAGCGGGUACGGAUGGUCGCUUCUCGUCCAGUCCUGCUUCGUCUUACUCUGGCCCAGGGACGCUCUCGACGUAUGCGCCUUCGACGAACUCGACUACUGCGACCUCGAUCGCGACGAGCAAAUCUUCUCACAACGCCUCGCCCGUUCCGCAGUACCAUGCGCGGUUACCGGUGCUCUCGCCGUUGUACGAGUCGUCGCCUCAUUCUUCACCCUCGACGAACAACACCCGAACUCGUCAGCAUGUCAACUCCAGUGGUCACAUCACGACCAGUGCCGAGGCAAGGACCCGGGUCAAGAAGGUCGAGCAGGAGCUCUUGGAAUUCGCUGCGAGCGGCUCGAGUGCCUCGGGCGCAUCGACGACCAAGAAUGCGGCUGGUGCGGCGACGGCCCCGAUGAGCUUGACCGACACACUUGCGGCAUACGGGCAGGGACUGGCGCUUGAACGUCGACUCAAAGCGAUCGAGAAGAAUGGAGGGGCUACCCCAUCUCCCGGUGCCAGUGGAGGUUUCCGCUUCGAGACGAUCGGGACGAGUUCGAGCAAAGCCGCUGGGCCAACAUCUGCCGUUGAGGCUCGGGACAGCGCUUUGCCGACGGCCACGACGACGGUGUCGAAAUUGACGGUGCCGGUGCCGCAGUGGAGAGCGAUCCCUCCCGUCGACCGGCUCAUGCCUCCUGCUGCUGCGGCCGCUUCGGGUCGUCGCAGCGUCAGUCCUGUGAGCGGGUUGUCGCAUGCGACGGCGACACACUCGGCAGCGAUGCCUGCGCCAUCGCGCAAGAGCUCGAGAGACAGCGAGUCGACACUGGGCGGCAUCACGUUCGUUCCGAUUGCCGCGUCGGUGAACGCCGGCUCGGGCUCGUCGACUGCCCCUCCGACGCGCGCCUCGUCGCCCUCUUCGAGCCGAUCGGGCAAGUCGCAAACGCAUACCUUGCGCAAUGCGGCCUCGUCGUCACACCACCAGCAUGGGCACCAUCCCCACCACCACCACCACCACUCCUCGAGCCAUCCGUUGACCUCGUCUGGGAGCGCUUCGAUACCCGUCCAAAUUCAUCAACCUCAAGCGAUCCUGGGGAUGGGCGACAAGGGUGUCUCCUACGUCGAAGCCGUUGUACCACCCUCGUCUUCACCCGCAACCUCUCACCAUCGAAGUUCGAUUCCCAAGAAUGAGAUCUCAGCCGGCAAUCGCUCGUCGAGAGGUGGUGGAUCGUCCGUGACGAGCGUACAGGAACAAGUCGAUCUGGACGCAUUGGAACAAGCGAGGUUGGCCGCGAUCGUCCCUAUCGCUCCUAUUACGAGACCCAAAGAGAAGAGAAGGGGGUUUGCCAACAAAUUGUUCGGCAAGUAG
This is a messenger RNA of Microbotryum saponariae, 3955 nucleotides long. NCBI's taxonomy places the organism in Eukaryota, Fungi, Basidiomycota, Microbotryomycetes, Microbotryales, Microbotryaceae. The record is from the annotation of a GenBank genome assembly.